This is a messenger RNA of Moneuplotes crassus, 474 nucleotides long. Lineage: Eukaryota; Ciliophora; Spirotrichea; Euplotida; Euplotidae. The record is from the annotation of a GenBank genome assembly.
UUAAAUUGAAGCUUUUGUAAAUUAUUUCAAUAAAAAUGACAAGUACUCAUGCAAAACAAAUCAGACGCUCUCAAAUGAAAAGGAAUAAACUGAAGCCAUUCAGCUCAGUCAUAGAAGCUGAUCAGAUGGACCAGAAAUGCUUUCAAGACAUUGAUAUGGAUGAAGUGAAGAACUUUAAGAUCAGUGACUUCCAAUAUGGCAAUGAGAUCCCUGACUUCCUUGGCUUCAUUGAUAAAUAAAUCAUCUUAUUGGGAGGUCUUCUACAGGAAGUUGAUGAAUAACCAGGAAGAUAAAACCCUAGUUGAUUACAUCAAUAUACAGAAAGAUUUUAAGAGACAAACUAAUUCUGAUAAGAGAAAAUCUAAACUCAAAAAUUUUCUUAACCGAAGUCAAGCGAAUGCUGGAUUUAGCUCUUUUGCGUAUCCUGCUCAUACACCACUUCUUGAUUCAAUAAAAGGAUUUCGUACCUAAAAA